GAGCGCACUUUGAUUGGCCGAGGCGCGGGCGCUGGGGCAGGCGAUUGGCUGGGGCGGGGAGGGCGGAAGUGGAGAGGCGGUGACGGGAAAGAUGCAGGUCGCUCCGCAGGAUUACCGCAAUGUGCCCAUCGACAUCCAGACCAGCAAGCUGCUGGACUGGCUGCUGGACCGGCGGCACUGCGGGCGGCGCUGGCCGGCGCAGGUGGCGCAGGUGCGGGAGCGGAUCCGGGCGGCGCUGCAGGACAUGCCCGAGCACCCCGAGAUCCGAGCGCUGCUCCAGGGCUCCUGUCAGUGCCUGGCGCCGGCCGCGGGGUCUGGGAUCAGGGCUUGGCUCGGGGGGUUUGGGAAUUGGGGUCUGGGAUCAGGCCCAGGCUUUGUGGCAACGCCCGAUCCCGCGGGCCGAGCCCCCGGGGGUGUCGGGGUGACCGUGCCGUCCCCCCCAGCCGAGCUCUCGAGCCUGCUGGCGCGCAGCAUCGGCUACGAGCUGCCGGCGCUGCGGCGGCAGCGGGGCCGCUGGCAGCAGGCGCAGCAGGAGCUGGCGCGGCGCGAGGACGAGUGCCAGCUGCGGGCGGGCGAGCUCCGCGAGCGCUUCCUGAGCUCCUGCCGCCAGUACGGCAUCGCCGGCCAGGACGUGCGCCGGGAGCUGCUGGCUCAGGUGCAGGCGCUGCCGUCGCUGCUGUCCCGCAUCGGGGACGGCGCCAGCGCCCUCGGGGACGCCAUCGAGCUGUACCAGGCCUGCGUGGCCUUCGUGUGUGACAGCCCCGGGGCCGAGGCGCUGCCGCUGCUGCGGCUGGCGGUGUCGCACGGGAACUGCUCGGUGUUCCGGUGGCGCACGGGGCGGGAGCCGCAGCGGCUGGAGCGGCCCGAGCCGCGCGAGGCACCGGAGCCGCCCCGCGAGGACACGAUUGAUUGGGGGGAUUUCCCCGCGGAGCCGCCCCAGGGCGGGGACAUCGACUGGGGCAUCACCGUGGAGCCCGGUCCCCAGGGGGAUGAUGGCAUCGAUUGGGGCGACGGAGAGAAGGGACAGGAGGGGACAAUCACAGCAGAGCCCAGUCCCCAGGGGGACGAUGGCAUCGAUUGGGGUGACGGAGAGAAGGGACAGGAGGGGACGAUCACGGUGGUGGAGUCUGGAACCGAGGCCCCUGCAGCCCCCGAGGACGUUGCCCGCGGCUCGGACGCGCUGACCCUGCUGGAGAACCCCGAGACUCGGAACCAGUUCAUCGACGAGCUGAUGGAGGUGGGCACCGGGGACACGGCUGGCCCUGGCUGUGACCCUGGCAGUGUCCCUGUCAGUGUAUCUGUCGGUGUCCCUGUCAUUGUCCCUGGUGGUGUCCCUGUCCCUGUCAGUUCCCUGUCCCUGUCCCGGUCCCCGUCCUGUCCCUAUAUCGAGGCUGACAUCUCCAAGCGCUACGGGGGACGGCCGGUGAACCUGAUGGGUGUCAACCUGUGACACUGGGGACAUCAGCCUGGGACACCUGGGGGACAUCAGACUGUGACACUGGGGACAUCAGCCUGUGACACCUGGGGACAUCAACCUGUGACACUGGGGACAUCAACCUGUGACACC
Molecule: messenger RNA, 1567 nt
Organism: Pyrgilauda ruficollis (rufous-necked snowfinch)
Lineage: Eukaryota; Metazoa; Chordata; Aves; Passeriformes; Passeridae
Gene: CDK5RAP3
Product: CDK5 regulatory subunit associated protein 3
Exons: 11
Coding region: 92-1450 (452 amino acids)
Biological process (GO): regulation of cyclin-dependent protein serine/threonine kinase activity; regulation of mitotic cell cycle
Cellular component (GO): endomembrane system
Source: RefSeq, a predicted model, not a curated record